AUCCAAAAUUUUAUCCAGAACCGAACAUAACCUUAAAAAUGGCGCUCAUGUAAUCAGUGGUGUCGUCCCAGAAACGAAAGAGAAAUUAGUGUAGUUUUCUCAGUUUUUCCGCGAAUUUUCUACCAAAAAUCGAGUGUGCCCUAUGAAAAAUGUAUUCAGGCAAUGCAGCAACGCUUAGAAGAAUAGAUGUCCUCACCAGGAUUUUGCGUGGGAAACCGGAUAAAAGUGCUUCUAGAUGCCUUUCCGGAAUCAACAAAGUAACAAUUGAUGGGGUGUCCAAGGACAUCAAACCGUCUCCCAAUCCUGAAUAUAUCCCAAGGCAGUACUUGCGUCAGGAUGCUGAAGGAUAUCUCGAUGUCUCACAGACAAUCCUCCAUCAUAUGCGAUGGAUGCUGCAAAAGGACAACCUCGGACAGGAUAUCUUUCUGUUGGGACGUCCAGGGCCUCUACGGCGGAACGUCGCAAUGCAAUUUAUUGAGCUGACACAGCGAGAAUUGGAAUAUGUAUCGCUCUCCAGGGACACCACGGAGAGUGACUUGAAGCAGAGGCGCGAGAUUGAGGCGGGCACAGCAAAAUACCAUGAUCAGUCAGCUGUUAGAGCUGCUAUCCACGGAAGAGUCCUCGUAAUUGAGGGCGUAGAGAAGGCUGAAAGAAAUGUCCUUCCUGUCCUCAACAAUCUCCUCGAAAAUCGCGAAAUGAACCUCGAAGACGGAAGACUUCUAAUUCCAGCAGAAAGAUACGACAAACUUCUGGAACAAUAUGGGACUGAAGAAUUGACUCGAUGGGGUCUCGUGAGGGUAUCUGAGGACUUCCGGGUGAUAGCUCUGGGAUUGCCAGUGCCAAAGUACCGUGGAGCCCCAUUGGAUCCGCCACUGAGGUCACGCUUCCAGGCCCGUGAUGUCACGAAUCUUUCGUACCAGGAAAUGUUCAGCUCAAUGCGACGAGCAGCCCCAAAUGCUGACCCAGAAAAAUUGAGGCAAAUCCUGUCUUUUGGCUUUGCCAUCCAACAAGCUGAUGCCAAAACCAAUUUGCCUGAUUUUCCCAUUGAUAGUGUCUACAGUGCAGCUAAAAUCUUGGGCAACAACAAAUCUCUGAAUACCUUUGAUAUCAUCUACCGCUUAUAUCCCUAUCGAUCGUUUUUGCCCAAAGAGAGCUUUGAGACAGUUAAUACACUCCUGAAAUCUCUCAAUAUCUCCGAAGGUGGCAUUCCUGCUGGUCAGGAAGUAACUAAUGUGCUCUCAGAGGCUGAUUCAAUGGCCAGAGUGACAAUUUCUUCGGCUCGUUUGGGAGCUGUGGAUAUUCUUGUGCCAUCGGGUGGCCGGAAGUAUUCUCUGGAUAAUCCAAUGGGGAGAUUUGUGGGGACGGGAUAUCAGAGAAAUUUGCUGGCUGAGGUGAUGCAGAGUUUUGCAGUGGGAGAUGUUUGUCUUGUUGGUCCAAAGGGAUGUGGGAAGUCAGCUCUGGUGCUGGAGUUGUGCAAUCUCUUGGGCCAAUCGGCAGAAUCAAUGGUACUGUACCAAGAUAUGACGGGAAGGGAUUUGAUUCAGCAGCGCACAACAAAACUCAAUGGGGAUACCAUUUGGAGGGAUUCUGCCCUUUUGAGGGCUGCUCUGUCUGGCCAUGUGGCUGUUCUCGAUGGUAUCCAUCGGAUUCACAGCUCAACUGUUUCUAUUCUGCAUCGUCUGGUGCACGAUAGGGAGCUGCAGCUGUACGAUGGGAGGAGAUUGGUAGGGCAUGAGAGAUAUGACAAUCUCCUGGCCAUGGGAGCUACUCCGGAGAGUCUGGAAGCCAAAGGGGUUCUGAGGAUUCAUCCGUCUUUUAGGAUUGUAGCUCUGGCAGAACCACCAAUUCUCGAUGCUGGAGCCAAUUGGCUCUCACCGGAAAUGCUGAGUUUGUUCAUUUUUCACGAAGUUCGAAAUCUCAGCCAAAAGGAAGAGAUUCACAUUAUAAAUAGUCUCUAUGGGGAGAUUGGACCAUCUCUCGAAAAGAUCCUCAAUGUAGCUCAGUUCUUGCGGGAUUCCAAGGAUCCCAUUAUGAGAAGUCUCGGAGGGACACUGUCCACGAGGCAACUCUUGAGAAUUGCUCACCGGAUGUCAGUUUAUCCGCCGGAAAAGGUUGGAAUAUUUGCUAAACCUGUUGAGCAUCCACUGAAUUCGGCAUAUGAGACAAUUCAGAGGACUUUUCUGGCCAAAUUUCUGCCAGCUCUGCCCAGGGCAACACUUGAGAAUGUCCUGGAUCGCUUUAAGAUCCAUCCAAGGCUGGACACUGAGGGUUUGAUGGAGAAGAGUGGGAUUGAAGUGGAGAAUGGGAAAGUGAAGAUUGGGAAGACAGAGACGGAGAUUUAUCGGACGGAUGCUGUGACAAAAGUUCCGGAUAUCCUGUUUUAUGAUGUUCCUCAGCAUGUUGUGUUGAUGGAGCAUCUUCUGCAGGAUUUCCUCAUUGGAAAUCACUUGCUUCUGGUGGGCAAUCAGGGAGUUGGGAAGAAUAAAAUUGCCGAUAGAUUGCUGCAAUUGAUGAAUCGCCCGAGGGAGUAUAUUCAGCUGCAUAGGGAUACAACAGUGCAGACUCUAACGCUUCAGCCGGCCAUAAAGGAUGGAAUUGUGACGUAUGAGGAUUCACCGUUGGUCAAAGCGGUCAAAAAUGGGCAUGUUCUGGUUGUGGAUGAAGCUGACAAGGCACCAACUCAUGUUACUUGCAUCCUCAAGACUUUGGUGGAGAAUGGCGAGAUGAUUUUGUCUGAUGGACGAAAAAUUCUCCCAGCUGCAAUGGCUAGGGAUCAACCAGUAUCAGAUGAUGUCAUUUAUGCCCACAGAGACUUCCGCAUGAUUGUCCUGGCCAAUCGUCCAGGAUUUCCCUUCCUAGGCAAUGAUUUCUUUGCUGCUCUCGGGGAUCUCUUCAGUUGUCACUCCGUGGACAAUCCCUCAACGGAAUCUGAGAUCUUUCUGCUGCAGCAGUAUGGACCGGAUGUCCCGAGAAAUGUCCUGGACACUCUCGUUAGAGCCUUUGCAGAACUUCGAUCAAUGGCAGACAUUGGUCAGUUGAGCUAUCCCUACAGCACAAGGGAAGUGGUCAAUAUUGUCCGGCAUCUGCAGAAGUUCCCGCAGGAAGACAUGUCAGAGCUCAUUGGGAAUGUCUUGGACUUCGAUAGAUACUCUCCCGAAGCCCUGGAGCUCGUAACGAAUGUUCUGCAGAAGCACGGACUCCCAAUUGAGGGUUAUGCUCGACACGAGAUGGCAGCACUGAGGAAGAAGCGGGAGAUUCAGUUGACGGUGCAGAGUAAGAGUGGGAAGGAUGUUUCCGGACCGAAGCACGGGAAAAUUGACAAGGACAAUAAACCUCAUGUCGGAGGGAAUAUAUGGGCGGGAGGAAGUGGAGGAAGGGAUACAGCUGGACUAGGCGGAAAAGGUGGACCCUAUCGUCUAGAUUCCGGCAAUCCUGUCCAUCAACUCUCCGACGAAGAGAAAGAUGACAUUCCCGAUGAAGUGAAGAAAGCAGCGCGAGAGAUGAAUCGCCGGGCAUUUGAGGAGCGUCUCAGGGAGAUCAAAAUGUCCACGUACGACCACACCGUUUAUGAGCAAUUCAGUCAGCCUGUGCAAAAGCAAGUCCAGGAGCUCAGAGUCAUCCUCAAUGCUCUCCAGGCCAAAAGUAAAGAGCGUCAUUGGCAGAAGCAUCAGACAACAGGAGAAUUGGACGAUACGAAGCUAGUGGAGGGAAUAACAGGAGAGAGAAAUAUCUACAGGAGGCGAGCAGAGCAGGAACCCGAACCAGGACAACCUCAAGAGAAACCCAAACGCCUAAAGCUAGUCGUGGAUGUAUCAGGUUCCAUGUACAGAUUCAAUGGGUACGAUGGACGCCUGGACAGAGAGAUGGAGGCUGUGGUUCUGGUGAUGGAAGCCUUCGAAGGAUUUGCCCACAAAGUGGAGUACGACAUUGUUGGACAUAGCGGAGAAACCUACUUUAUUCCCUUUGUCGACCCUAAGAAACCGCCACGCGACGACAGAGUGCGCCUCGAGACCAUCAAAAUGAUGCAUGCUCAUGCUCAGUACUGCUGGUCCGGAGACCACACUCUCCUGGCCACUAAUCACGCCGUGGAUCAGCUGGCCCAGGAGGAAUGCGACGAGGCUAUUGUAGUGGUCCUCAGCGAUGCAAAUCUCCAACGCUAUGGGAUUUCUCCUGCGAAAGUGGCCCAGGCUCUGCAGAAGCGAGAGCCCAAGGUGCAGGCCUACGUCAUCUUCAUCGGUAGCAUCGGAGAAGAAGCAGAAAUAAUCAAUCAAAGUAUGCCACCAGGAAGGAGUUUUGUCUGCAUGGAUUUAGCUCAAUUGCCACAGAUUCUAAAACAAAUCUUUACAUCUUCCGUGCUCUAUCAAAGUGCACUAUAAAGUUUAUUGCAAAAUAGGACAAUUUUAGGUGAAAUUGACCAAGAAAUGCAUUUAUUUAGAGAGAAUUCUUAUUUUAUAUGAAAGGGGUGAAUGAUAAAUAAAGUUGUUACUUUGUUACAAAAAAAAGAAAGAAA
Molecule: messenger RNA, 4510 nt
Organism: Phlebotomus papatasi
Lineage: Eukaryota; Metazoa; Arthropoda; Insecta; Diptera; Psychodidae
Gene: c12.2
Product: von Willebrand factor A domain-containing protein 8
Exons: 6
Coding region: 150-4376 (1408 amino acids)
Cellular component (GO): cytoplasm
Molecular function (GO): ATP hydrolysis activity; ATP binding
Source: RefSeq, a predicted model, not a curated record